Molecule: messenger RNA, 729 nt
Organism: Lactuca saligna
Lineage: Eukaryota; Viridiplantae; Streptophyta; Magnoliopsida; Asterales; Asteraceae
Source: the annotation of a GenBank genome assembly
AUGGUGGAAUCAUUCGUUUCCAAGAGCGAUAGCCAAGAAAACGACCCAAAGGCUGCUGGUCGGAUCGAAGGAUUGGAAUCCCAUCAAGAAAAACCGCCAUCAGAAAACAACCAUGGUCUACAACUCACAAUAGCGUAUGGUGGUUUUCCGUCCACCCCCACUCCUACAAAAACCGUCAACCAACCCAACAAAAACCAUGGUCUAGACCUUGGAUUAGGAACCUUAUUUGUUCACGUAAUCCCACCUCCACAACCAGUUAACCACCACCUUGAGCCCGGUUUGGACACAACCUCUUUGAUCAAUGUCAUAGGCCAGGACAUCUCAAUCACAUGUCUACUCCAUUUCCCACGAACCACCUACACUUCAAUAGCAUCACUAAACCGGAGGUUUCGUGAACUCAUCAGAAGUGGAGAAAUGUAUAAACUAAGACACAAUAACAAAGUAAUUGAGCAUUGGGUUUAUUUUUCUUGCCAUUCGGAGAAAUGGGAAGCUUUUGAUCCGUCUAUGAAAAAAUGGAUGCAACUCCCUAUAAUGGAUGACAACUAUUACUUCAAUAUAUACAAUAAGGAAUCCAUGGCUGUCGGCACCCAACUACUACUUCUUGGCAAAGAUGUAAUAGGGAUGGGGAUUGGAAGGAAGUCAUUGACAUGUGGUGAAGAGUAUGAUUUGGAUGCUAAAAGGUGGACAGAAAUACCCAACAUGUCUCCGGUGGAUGCUUAUGGCGACUAG